AUGAUUGACUCAUUCCAGACGACCUUCUCGGUCCCCAUGACCUGUGGGAGCUGUGUGAAGAGCGUGUCCGAGUCUCUAUACAAAGUUGAAGGGAUCACGAAAGUCGAUGUAAACCUGCAGGAACAGCUUGUUCUCGUCGAAGGCACCGCGCCACCGAGCUCAAUCGUCUCUGCAAUCCAGAACACUGGCCGGGACGCGAUUCUCCGUGGCAGCGGGACUACAAAUAGCUCUGCGGUCUGCAUUCUCGAAACGCAUUCCAACAUUGUUGCCAAUAAGAUCCGUGGUCUCGCCCGAAUGGUGCAGGUUUCCUCUAACAUGACUCUGGUCGACUUGACCAUCAACGGUCUGUCGCCUGGGAAAUACUACGCGACCGUGCGAGAGGCUGGUGAUAUAUCACGCGGUGCAGAAUCUACCGGUGGGAUCUGGGAGUCUCUCAAGAACAAGGUGCUAGGCACCGACACCGCAACCCCGGACGAAAAGGAAUCCCGCGGUGUCUUUGGCAGCGUGGAGGUGGACCAACAUGGCCGCGGCAAUGUCUUCCUUGACCGGCCAGUGGCGAUUUGGGAAUUAAUUGGGCGCAGCAUGGUUGUCGCAAAGAGCAAGGAGGGUCCGUUCCAACGAGAAGACGAAAACACCCUGGUGGGAGUCAUCGCCCGUAGUGCAGGAGUGUGGGAUAACGACAAGAUGGUCUGCUCCUGCUCUGGCAAGAAUGUCUGGCAGGAGCGACAGGAACAAGUCAGUCAAGGCAUGGUCUGA
Messenger RNA from Penicillium oxalicum, 756 nucleotides. Its product is annotated as copper chaperone CCS1. Gene Ontology annotation, molecular function: superoxide dismutase copper chaperone activity; copper ion binding. NCBI's taxonomy places the organism in Eukaryota, Fungi, Ascomycota, Eurotiomycetes, Eurotiales, Aspergillaceae. Gene Ontology annotation, biological process: removal of superoxide radicals. The transcript has 4 exons. The record is from RefSeq and is a predicted model, not a curated record. Gene Ontology annotation, cellular component: cytoplasm. The coding region runs from base 1 to 756 and encodes 251 amino acids.